Molecule: messenger RNA, 197 nt
Organism: Racocetra persica
Lineage: Eukaryota; Fungi; Glomeromycota; Glomeromycetes; Diversisporales; Gigasporaceae
Source: the annotation of a GenBank genome assembly
AUGUCUGCGAACUCACAACAAAGUACAAACAAACAGAUUUUACAUUGGAAUUAUUAUAAAAACAUGGAAAAAAGCCCAGGUUUUAUGGGACGUUCUUCAGAUAUUGCUGGAAACAGUCAUAAAGUGGUUAAAAAAAAUGAAUAUAAAGAAGAAGAUUUUAGUCGGCUAGCAGUAAAAAUUAAAAUAAGUCUAGAAGA